Molecule: messenger RNA, 2224 nt
Organism: Eruca vesicaria subsp. sativa (arugula)
Lineage: Eukaryota; Viridiplantae; Streptophyta; Magnoliopsida; Brassicales; Brassicaceae
Source: the annotation of a GenBank genome assembly
UGACCAGGGGGGGGGCAAAUCCGUCAUUUAACAAUCCUACUAGCCUUCACGCUCCCUCCUCUCUCCAUAGCUGAGCGGCUAAACUAAAAAAAGUUUUAUUACAAUUUGGGCAACAGUGUGUACUCGCGCGAAAACACCAUUUCAUCUCCCGCCGCACCUUCCCUCCUUUCUUUUAUCUCCCUCUCUUGAAAUCUCAUCUAAUCUAAUCACUCCAAAUCUAAAUCUCUCACUCUCUCUCUCAACCCCCACGAUGCAACCGCAACCGCACAUCCCUCCCGAAACCGCAAACGCAGCGAUCUCCGCCGCCCUCAAAUCCCAACGACCAAAAAAAAACAGAGGAAGCUACAGCUGCGGCCGUUGCGGCCAACCCAAAAAAGGCCACGUGUGCAAUCUCGACGUCCCCACCACUCCCCACACCGUAACCACCCUCCCCGCCGCCGCCUCCUCCACCCGAUCCACCGUCGUCUCCCUCCCGCCGCCUUUACGUCAAUCCUUACCUAACCUCCGCCGCGCGUUAUCCUUCGACGACGACGUGGAGCCCCGUCGUGACGACGAUGAGCCCGAUCCGACGGAUCUGAGGGUGGAUGCGGAGAUCGUGCAGCCGGGGAGGUUUCACGCGGUGGGGCUGUGGGAGGUGCUGAAACGGCUGGAUCCGUGCGGGUUGAUGAUGGCGGCUAGGGUUUGCAAGGGGUGGAGGGAGACCGCGAGGAGGAUGUGGAAGGCGGCGGAGGUGUUGAGGAUUAGGGUUCCGAGGAAGGCGCAGAUUGGUUACGUUGGUUCGUUGUUGCAGAAGUGUCCUGGACUCGUUAGAUUGACUCUUACUCUCGAGAGUGAUUUUGACGCGACGACUUUGGCGUGCAUUGCUUUUUCUUGCCCUAAUUUGGAGGUUUUGGAGAUUUUGACUUGUGGUGGAGCUGUCAAUAGGAUUUCUGGGGAUGAGCUGGAUCGCUUUGUUUCUAAUAAACGUGGACUUACAAGCCUUAAGAUGGAAGGGUGUUCCAACUUGGGAGGAUUUUCCCUUAAUUCAUCAAGCCUCUUCACUCUCUGGCUUGCGGGUCUUCAUUCUCUCUCGAAGAUGAUCUUCAACUGUCCAAAUUUGAUAGAAAUAUCACUUGAGUUUUCUCGCCAAGAGGAAGAUUCAACUGAUCUUGUAACAAUGGUUGAUGGCUUGGGAAGGACUUGCACUAGAUUGCAGAACAUUCACAUAGCCUCUCAGAAGCUUUCGCAUACUGUUGUACUUGCUUUUACUGCUGUGAAUUUCAGGUGUUUGAGAAUGCUCUCGCUAAUUCUUGGAAUCGAUAUCACUGAUGCGUCUGUAGCUGCCAUUUCCUCAAUUUACACAAACCUUGAACUGCUCGAUCUGAGUGGUUCCAGCAUUACUGAUACUGGCCUCGGGAUGAUCUGUGAUUUCUUACCUGAUACACUCUCAAAACUACUUGUUGCUUCUUGUCCCAACAUUACAUCAAGCGGCAUUCAGUUUGCUACUGCUCAACUGCCUCUUCUUGAGCUGAUGGACUGUGGCAUGACUGUUUUUGAUCCCAGUUUAGAUAAUCCGACUCUUGAAGAUAAGAGUUGUACUCAAAAGACAGCAGGCUACAAUCAGAAGAUGUUUAUUAAACAUAAAAGGUUGAAGAUAUUCAGCUUGUGGGGAUGCUCCAGUUUGCACGCUUUGUUCCUAAACUGCCCAGAGCUCAAGGAGUUGAAUUUGAACUCGUGCAGCAAUUUGCAACCUGAGAGUUUGGUCAUCCAGUGUCCCAAGUUAAAAGAUGUGUUCGCAUCAAGAUGUCCAAACCUAUUAAGAGAUGCUAUCCAUAAACAGGUUUCUGAGAACUCUUCAGCUCGUGAAAACCAUAUGCUACGGAAACGCUUGGCUGAUGGGUCUAAAAGGAUUCAGGCUCUACCUUUGUUAUACCAAGAGACAAUAGAAGAAGAUGAUAAUAAUUAUCCAGCGAAGAAGAGAAGGAAGAUUGAGAGGGAAGUGUGUACCAUUAUACAUGAAUAAAUAAUACUCUGUAUUAGUAGUACUCCCUUGGACUCAUCACAUUUUUUCUUCUCGUAGCUCUAAGUUAUUGUGAUUAUGUUGGAUUACGUCUGUUGUUGUUUUUCACUUGUGAGCUUUACAUGUGUUUUAUCUUCUUUUUUUUCCGAUUAGCUUUUGAAUAAAUUGUACAAGACUACAAGUAACAUUCUGUAUUGGAUUUUGAUAUUUAAUACUAUAUUAAAG